UCACCAUGUUGGCCAGGCUGGUCUUGAACUCCUGAGCUCAGUGAUCCGCCCACCUCAGCCUCCCAAAGUGCUGAGAUUACAGGCGUGAGCCACUGCGCCUAGCCCAGCCAUGGUAUUAUUUGCAUUUCUAGUCAUGGAAACUCAGAAAAAUAUGAUCCUUUUGCCAUAAGAGCCACGGGGUAGCCUUACAGCAGACGGUUAACUCAAUAGACUUGGGGUGUUCACAUCCAAACCUCUAAGAUCUUGAAUGUCUUGCCUGAUAAGAAUGCCUCUGCAUACCUGGAUCCCUGGGCCCCGCCAGACAGCUGAUGCUCACAACAUGACUGAUGGCAGGGCCUUGAGCCAGGUGGUAUCAGGGGACCUCUGGAGGGGCUGGAGGCUGACUAACUAGCGUCAGUCAUGCAGCUGCUCCAGGCACCGCCAACCUCCAGUAAAACCCUGCUGCCAAGGCUCAGGCCAGCGUCCCUGGUUGUCACACUUCCAUGCUGGGAGAAUGACGGGCAUGCAUAGGCCUCCCCUGGAGUGCUCACUGCAGCCUUCCUCCUGGUCUCUCCUGCACUCUGCCCUGUGUGUCUUUUACUUUGCUGAUGUUAACGUAAGUCCUUUCACUCUGUGAACUCUAAACCCUAACCAUGAGUGUGAUGGUUUUUCUGAGUAGCGGGAGCCCUGCAGGAGGUCUUAUGCACCUGGACUCAGUGGCCCAUUCACAUCUAGUACUGUAGGGCCUGCUUGGUUACCUUGGUUCCCUGAAACAUCUCCCACAAGGCGGGAGACCCCCGCGGUGGGCUCCAGGUAGCUGUGUGGGCCCUGCAGGGCAGCGGGCAGGGAGUGGGGCUGAGAGCCCCUGGGCGGUGCACAGUCUGCGGGUCUGUACAGGAGGAGCACUGCCAGCAGCAGGUUCCACGCUGUCAGGCCCCACCCCGCCCUCAGGAAGGCCUUGCCUGCCUGCUUUAAGGGGACUCCCGGCUGAGGGCCAGACCGUUGGUGCUGGAGGAAGUCAUGGGUGGAGGACAGGGGGCACCAAGCGGGCAGCCAGGAACCCCGGGCUGCAGACAAGAAAGGAACUGGGGGGUCCACCAGGUCUGGGCCACAUCAAGGAAUGUGGUUGAAGACCCGCCAGUAGGAGCUGAAAACCAGGGCGCUGCCAGGCCUGAGAGUCCCCAAACAGCCCUUGGGCCCGGUUUGGGAGGAUGAAGCUGGAGCUCCCACCCCGCCCUGCCUCCAGGGGGCGGCCCGGGCCCGGAGCGAGAGGAGGCAGAGGGGGCGCCAGGCCGCGGGAGAGGAGGCCAUGGGCGCGCACGGGGCGCUGCUGCUGGCGCUGCUCCUGGCGCGGGCUGGACUCGGGAAACCGGGUGAGCUCAGGGCGCUGCUGGCGGGACGGGGGGCAGCGAGGAGGACGGGAAGUGGAGGCUGCGGGGGGCUCACUUCUUGUCUCCUGCAGAAGGCCUGUGGCCGCCGGGAAAUUCACUCGCUGGUGGCGGGCGGAGUGGAGUCCGCGCGCGGGCGCUGGCCAUGGCAGGCCAGCCUGCGCCUGAGGAGACGCCACCGAUGUGGAGGGAGCCUGCUUAGCCGCCGCUGGGUGCUCACGGCUGCGCACUGCUUCCGAAAGCACUACUAUCCUUCCGAGUGGACGGUCCAGUUGGGCGAGCUGACUUCCAGGCCAACUCCUUGGAACCUGCGAGCCUACAGCAAUCGUUACAAAGUGCAGGACAUCAUUGUGAACCCUGACACCCUUGGGGUUCUACACAAUGACAUUGCCCUGCUGAAACUGGCCUCCUCUGUCGCCUACAAUGUGUACAUCCAGCCUAUUUGCGUUGAGUCCUCCACCUUCACCUUCGUGCACCGGCCGGACUGCUGGGUGACCGGCUGGGGGUUAAUCAGCCCCAGUGGCACACCUCUACCACCUCCUUACAACCUCCGGGAAGUGCAGGUCACCAUCUUAAACAACACCAGGUGUAAUUACCUGUUUGAACAACCCUCUAGCCAUAGGAUGAUCCAGGAUUCCAUGUUUUGUGCUGGUGCUGAGGAUGGCAGUGUAGACACCUGCAAAGGUGACUCAGGUGGACCCUUGGUCUGUGACAAGGAUGGACUGUGGUAUCAGGUUGGAAUCGUGAGCUGGGGAAUAGACUGCGGUCAACCCAAUCGGCCUGGUGUCUACACGAACAUCAGUGUGUACUUCCACUGGAUCCGGAGGGUGAUGUCCCACAGUACACCCAGGCCAAACCCCUCCCAGCUGUUGCUGCUCCUUGCUCUGCUAUGGGCUCCCUCACUCCUGCAGCCAUUCUGAGUGCACCAGAAACUGUGAGGCUGCAGUGGGGACCAUAGGAUUGGCUCACCUCCCCUGGGCAGUGGGCACUUCAGGGACGGGGUUGGGACUGCCUGCUGGAUCAGAUUCCAGCCGCUUUUGUCCCAUUUGCUAAUAAAUAUGUAUGCAUGUUCAAGCUGA
Chlorocebus sabaeus (green monkey) is the source of this 2446-nucleotide messenger RNA. The record is from RefSeq and is a predicted model, not a curated record. Lineage: Eukaryota; Metazoa; Chordata; Mammalia; Primates; Cercopithecidae.